Messenger RNA from Suillus bovinus, 451 nucleotides. RefSeq lists its product as uncharacterized. Bases 76 to 291 code for a protein of 71 amino acids. Lineage: Eukaryota; Fungi; Basidiomycota; Agaricomycetes; Boletales; Suillaceae. The transcript is spliced from 2 exons. The record is from RefSeq and is a predicted model, not a curated record.
AACAAUAUAAAAGCCAGUCGUUUUCCUACUAUCGCCUUCAGAAUCACCUGAUCCUACAUACACAAGUCGCAAACGAUGCAUUUCUCCUCUGCGAUUAUCCUCGCCAUCAUUGCUGGCUUAGUAUCAUCAAGCUUUGCCAUCCCCACUAUUAAUAGUGAUGAAAGUGCCACCGACGAUCUCAGUUGUCCCGACUAUUGCAAGGGAAACUCAGACUGCACAUCUAGGUCGUGCACUGCAUGGCAGACCUUUGGGGGGUGGUGCACCGUGAGCUUUCACAUCGGUGGAGUAUGACCAUUGACACUGACGCGCAAUUUACUAGUGAGUUGAUCGACGACAGUGCGGCAGCCGCAUGCGUCAGAGUCUCGUUCUCCCAGAAGAGUGAACCAGGUACUGGAUUAUGUAAGAGCCUUUAUGUGGCAAACCGUCAAUUCAUUUUGAAACUUCAAUUUGC